GCUCCAAGUCAAAUUAUAAAAUUUAUUUUGACUCUCUCUGGUUUCGAUAAUGGCGGCCUCCUCCUCCUGCUUCGCAAUUCCCUUAUCUUCUUCUUCAUCUUCUCGAACGUCUCACAAUGCCAUUCCCAAAUACAAAACCCUAAUAUCUUCUUCUUACUCUUACUCUUACUUAGAAUCCCUGAAACCUCAGUUCCCUCGUCCCUUUAUAGCCCAACAACCACUGCAACCUAAUUAUAAGGUCUCUUCUUCAGAAUUAUCAGUUGUAGAUGAAGUUGAAGAAGAAACGAAAACUGAAGAAGGAGAAACUGAUGGAGACGAAGCAGCAGCAGCAGCGGCAGCAACAGUAAAGAAACCGAGACCUUGCGAGCUCUACGUGUGUAAUAUCCCAAAAAGCUAUGACAUUGCUCACCUUCUUGAGAUGUUUCAGCCUUUUGGAACUGUGAUCUCUGUAGAGGUAUCGCGAAAUCCUCAGACGGGAGAGAGCCGUGGAAGCGGAUACGUUACAAUGGGUUCUAUAAACUCUGCCAAAAUCGCCAUUGCUUCUCUUGAUGCAAAAGAAGUAGGCGGUAGGGAAAUGCGGGUUAGGUAUUCUGUUGACAUGAAUCCAGGAGCCAAAAGAAACCCUGAAGUCUUGAAUUCAACCCCAAAGAAGAUUCUCACGUACGAAAGCCAAUACAAAGUCUAUGUCGGAAAUCUCCCUUGGUUCACACAGCCUGAUGGUUUGAGACAACACUUUAGCAAGUUUGGGACAAUCGUAAGCACGAGAGUGUUACAUGACCGUAAGACUGGUAAAAACCGAGUCUUUGCCUUUCUUUCUUUCACAAACAGUGAAGAACGUGAUGCGGCUCUAUCAUUGAAUGAAACAGAAUAUGAAGGUCGCAGGAUCAUUGUCAGACAAGGUGUAGAAAAGAGCGAUGCGUGAAACAACUGUUCUGUUUUUGCUGUAAUGUCUUCUGAUAUCUUCGACGAGGUCUCAAGAAUACAGUAACCUUUACAUAUUAUAUCCAUCUCGAUUUUGUUUAUCACCCAUCUAUAUAUAAUAUUAUCCUCUGUAUGAUUCUCUUUACUCACUACUCUACAAUUGAAAGGUAACUCUCAAGUGUCUUAUUAGUCUCUCAGAUGUAAUGCAUCGCAAGUUUAACCA
Messenger RNA from Camelina sativa (false flax), 1144 nucleotides. Its product is annotated as 28 kDa ribonucleoprotein, chloroplastic. Lineage: Eukaryota; Viridiplantae; Streptophyta; Magnoliopsida; Brassicales; Brassicaceae. Gene Ontology annotation, molecular function: mRNA binding. Gene Ontology annotation, biological process: chloroplast rRNA processing. The record is from RefSeq and is a predicted model, not a curated record. Gene Ontology annotation, cellular component: chloroplast thylakoid membrane.